Molecule: messenger RNA, 477 nt
Organism: Paramuricea clavata
Lineage: Eukaryota; Metazoa; Cnidaria; Anthozoa; Malacalcyonacea; Plexauridae
Source: the annotation of a GenBank genome assembly
AUGUGUGUUUCAACUCGAUUUCCAGAAGCUAUACCUUUAAGCAAUAUUAAGGCGAAAACUAUUGUUCAAGCGCUUACAAAAUUUUUUACUUUAUUUGGACUUCCAAAAUCCAUUCAGUCAGACCAAGGAUCGAAUUUUAUGUCGGGCUUAUUUCAGCAAGUAAUGCAGGAACUAGGCAUCAAACAGUUUAGAUCGAGCGCUUAUCAUCCAGAAAGUCAAGGAGCACUAGAGCGAUUUCACCAAACAUUGAAAAACAUGAUUCUGAUGUAUUGCCAGGACACUGAGAGAAGUUGGAACGAAGGAAUUCAUUUACUUUUAUUUGCUGCACGCGAUUCAGUUCAAGAAUCUUUAGGCUUUACUCUGCUUUACUCUGUUGAGCUUGUUUUCGGACAUACCGUUAGGGGACCACUCAAACUCCUGAAGGAGAAGUUGCUUGUCGACGACGACAGUUCUUUAAAUCUUUUAGAAUAUGUUUAA